GUCAGGCAGAGAGAGAAAGAUAAAAAAACAUUUCUGCAUUUAUCAAGCUCAAAUUCACACCUUCUGAUCGGCAGCCCUGCCGUUUCCUUCAACUUUUACCUUCUCUAGCCAUGCAGCGUUUUGAGCGGAGAUGCGGAACAGAUAGUAAAACGCGUACAAAGUAGCAAUGCGAAAUGAAAAAAGUAUAGAAUGUUUUCAAAUCCAGCUGAAGGAAUGGAGUCUAUUACAGACCAUUGCUUUACUGGCCAUGUUUAAACUCGAAAACUUUGAAGAAGAAACCUCGAGGAGUUUAAGUCUUUUUUAUUGAUAGUAAGCUUUUUGUCUGCAGUUCAAUUGUUAGUGAAACGCCUUUCAGCAUUAAAGGAAGGAGGAACUGGUUUAAAAUGCCAGUCACUUUGUCAAGCAUCAUGCUGGCAUCCUGACUGCUCGGCUAUGGAGUGACACUUUUAACAAUCCAACAUGUGCAGCAUAUGCUGGAUACUGCAGAGACAGCAGUGAAGUAUGCUAUCUGGACUGCACAUUGUUCAUAUUCCUUGUACCAAUUUCAUUACUUCAUUCAUCAUGGAUUGCACAUGCCUGUGACAAUUGUCUUCACCUGCGUUAGGACAGAAGGAUUCCAUGUUUAUUUUAAAUAGUGGCUCAGUGGACAUCAGGCACGUUUUCCAAGCUUGUCACCUCCAGUUUUACACAGUGGCCCCUUCGAUCUGCGGUGAAAACUAAUGUCUGCCAGUAGUAGCACGUCUCCUGUGACUUUACCAAAACCCUUCAUCCACUGUCAGCAUCAAACUGCACCUCCUACCCACUCUCCAUCACCCAGCCCACCGGUGCCACUCUGCGUCCGCCUCUCCAAUGGGAAUCACAGUGUUCCGAGCCCCACAUACUCCAUCCAUGGAGUCUCCUUCCUCCUUCAGAUUGGACUUACCAGGGAGAUGGUCACCCUGGAACCGCACGAUCUGUCGCUCAGCUCUGUGAAAGAUUUGGUCUGCUCCAUAGUCGAUCAAAAGUUCCCAGAAUGUGGAUUCUUUGGCUUGUACGAUAAGGUCUUGCUCUUCCGCCAUGAUCUGAACUCGGACAACAUCCUCCAGCGGUUAAUGUCGGCAGAGGAUAUUCAUGAGGGAGAUCUGAUUGAGGUCGUCCUUUCUGCACAAGCUACAGUGGAAGAUUUCCAGAUCCGACCUCAUGCGCUUUAUGUCCAUUCCUACAAGGCACCAACCUUCUGUGACUACUGCGGUGAGAUGCUUUGGGGGCUCGUACGACAGGGCCUUAAAUGUGAAGGAUGUGGACUGAACUAUCACAAGCGAUGCGCCUUUAAGAUACCUAACAACUGUAGUGGUGUACGGAAAAGACGUCUUUCCAAUGUGUCUCUGCCCGGCCCCUUGCUGGCUGUCCCUCGUCCCACACCAGCGGAUGCUGCCGUUUGCCUGGAAGAGCAGCGCCCCAAUCAGGAGCCAGGUAAACGGAUACCGUCAUGGAGCGGUCGGCCCAUCUGGAUGGAGAAGAUGGUGCUGGGGCGGGUCAAGGUGCCGCACACCUUUGUCAUUCACACGUACACGCGUCCCACAAUCUGCCAGUACUGCAAACGGCUGCUCAAAGGGCUCUUCCGCCAGGGUAUGCAGUGCAAGGAUUGUAAAUUCAAUUGCCACAAGCGAUGUGCUUCAAAGGUACCAAAAGACUGUCUUGGAGUUUUCAAUGGAGAGCCAGCCAGUCCAGGUCCAGACUCUGACACCACGAUGGAAGUUGACAGCAGUGAUGUAAACAAUGACAGCAGUCAAGGGCUGGAAGACUCUGAGGAACCCACCAUGCCAGAAGACAAGAUCUUCUUUAUGGACUCACCCUUCAUGGACCGUGAGAAAGAUGAAGAACCUGUCAAAAUCAUCAGCCCAUCCACCAGCAACAAUAUUCCACUGAUGCGUGUGGUCCAAUCCAUCAAACAUACCAAGCGGAGAAGCUCCACCAUGGUCAAAGAGGGAUGGAUGGUGCACUACACCAGUCGAGACAAUCUUAGAAAGAGACACUACUGGAGACUGGACAGCAAGAGUCUAACUCUGUUUCAGAAUGACUUGGGGGCCAAAUAUUACAAAGAGAUUCCCCUCUCAGAGAUCUUACAGGUGGAGGUUGCACACAAUGUCAGUAGUCUAGCGCUGGAGGGCAAUCCGCAUUGCUUUGAGAUCAUCACUGCCACCAUGGUUUAUUACGUGGGAGAGAAUACUGGCGGCCCCCACUUACACAUCCACAACCCUUCAAUGGCUGCCAGUGGCGUGGGGCUGGAGGUCGCCCAGGGCUGGGAGAGGGCCAUCCGUCAGGCCCUGAUGCCCGUUCCAGUAACACCACAGCCCAGCGUCGGCGCCACUGUGGGACAAAGUAAGGAUCACAAGGAACUAUCCAUCAGUAUUUCUGUGUCAAACAGUCAAAUCCAAGAAAAUGUGGACAUUAGCUCAAUCUAUCAGAUCUUUGCUGAUGAAGUGCUGGGCUCUGGACAGUUUGGCAUCGUUUAUGGAGGAAAACACAGAAAAACAGGAAGAGAUGUGGCCAUCAAGGUCAUUGACAAAAUGAGGUUCCCCACCAAACAGGAGAGCCAGCUGAGGAAUGAGGUGGCCAUUUUACAGAAUUUGCAUCAUCCUGGCAUUGUAAACCUGGAGUGCAUGUUUGAGACUCCAGAAAGAGUCUUUGUUGUCAUGGAAAAACUCCAUGGAGACAUGCUGGAGAUGAUCCUGUCCAGUGAGAAGAGCAAACUUCCAGAGCGCAUCACAAAGUUCCUGGUCACACAGAUCCUUGUAGCUUUGCGACAUCUCCAUUUCAAGAACAUCGUUCACUGUGACCUGAAACCAGAAAAUGUGUUGUUGGCUUCUGCAGAGCCAUUUCCUCAGGUAAAACUUUGUGACUUCGGGUUUGCUCGCAUCAUUGGGGAAAAAUCUUUCCGCCGCUCAGUGGUGGGGACACCAGCGUACUUGGCCCCAGAGGUACUGCGGAGUAAAGGCUACAACCGUUCACUGGAUAUGUGGUCAGUGGGAGUCAUUAUCUACGUCAGCCUGAGUGGCACCUUCCCCUUUAAUGAGGAUGAGGACAUUAACGACCAAAUCCAGAACGCAGCCUUCAUGUACCCACCAACUCCCUGGAAAGACAUCUCUGCAGAGGCUACAGAUCUGAUCAACAAUCUUCUCCAAGUCAAGAUGAGGAAGCGUUACAGUGUGGACAAGACCCUCAGUCAUCCAUGGCUACAGGACUAUCAGACGUGGCUGGACCUAAGAGAGUUUGAAACGCACAGAGGAGAACGCUACAUUACUCAUGAGAGUGAUGAUGCACGCUGGGAGAAGUAUGCUUAUGAGCACAGUCUAAUGUACCCUAAGCACUUCAUCAUGGCUCCAAACUUUGAUGAUAUGGAUGAGGACCCCUAGUGGCCAUAUGAGUGAAAGGCAAUCAAAAGCUUCAGAGAAGGCAUCUGACUAAUGGUCUGUUGCUUCAGAGAUUGAAACACAAUGCCAAUCUGUGGCAGAAUGUGAGAGGAGCAAACUGUUGCAAGACCAGCGAGGCAUUGUACUGCUUUCUGGAACUCAACAAGAGCUGUGGAAGCAUCUCUUACUGUGUAAUAGAAGAUGUUUAUGGUUAGUUGAGUAGAAGUAUUAUUUGGGAGUGCAUUCAAUGUCUUAAUGAGUGUUCUUCUCCAAAAGGUGCUGUUAUAUUUGUUUCUUAUAGAGAUGCAUGUUCUGUCUGUGAAAAAAUUGCAAUAAUAGCUAUAAUUUAAAGAAAAGUUAGUAACGGAUGUGAAUGAAAUAAAACAUUGGGGAGAGUGAUGUGGUAUUUUAAGUUUUGAAAGAAAGCAUUGAACUGGAAUAUGGAUUUCUUUUAUAUUUCUUACCCUUCUGUAAUUUUCUUUUUUGCUUUAUCUUACAAGAUGAUUUCAAUGAUGUGUCGGUUUUUUGCACUAAACAAUACAACCACUGCAGCUGGUCAAAAAGCGUAUUGUGCAAAAUUAUUUAAAUGUUCUUUUUUGGUGAACUAUUCCUUUAACCAGGUCAUGCAUGCAAAGCACCAACCAAUGCAUUGAGUUGUAACAGCAAGAUUUAGGUGAGAGUAGCAGUUUCAUUGUUGUCCAUGGCAGGCAAAGGCACAAAUGAAAAUCAAAUUGCAAUAUAUGAGUAGUGUUUUUACUAGUCAAAUAUUUGAAGCUGAACAAGUUCUUGAUUAAUUGAUUUUUUAUGCACAUCCCUAGAAAUUUGGUUUCUGAAUGUACUGUACUGUAGAUAGUAUAUUGUGCACACACCCUUCCACAUACACAAACAAACCAACAAACACAAUCAUCAUCAUUUGUUGGACAUACUGUUUAAAGAUGCCCUAGUGGAAACUAAGAGAGAUUUGGCUGUUUCUUGUAAAUGAGCUUGGAUAGACUCAACCUUCUGUUCAAUUAGGGGUAUUCGCCAUAUCUUGGUAAAAGAAACCAUUUUUAAGCAGUCCUUUUGACCAUCCAUGAGAUGAAAGCUUUUCUGUACACAGUUGAAAUCUGUGAGAGAAGGAUUGAAAAUUCCAUUACAUCAUUAUAUAAGUAACUCUAUGUUGCUGCUGCAUUGGCAAGUGUCAGUGUUUUGUAUAUUUUAGUACAUUCUGAUUAAAUAAAAACUAUACAUCGUG
This is a messenger RNA of Myxocyprinus asiaticus (Chinese sucker), 4626 nucleotides long. RefSeq names its product serine/threonine-protein kinase D3-like. Lineage: Eukaryota; Metazoa; Chordata; Actinopteri; Cypriniformes; Catostomidae. Gene Ontology annotation, biological process: protein phosphorylation. Gene Ontology annotation, molecular function: ATP binding; protein serine/threonine kinase activity. The transcript is spliced from 19 exons. The coding region runs from base 720 to 3395 and encodes 891 amino acids. The record is from RefSeq and is a predicted model, not a curated record.